Nerophis ophidion (straightnose pipefish) is the source of this 3266-nucleotide messenger RNA. Its product is annotated as atrial natriuretic peptide receptor 2-like. The coding region runs from base 124 to 2685 and encodes 853 amino acids. Gene Ontology annotation, molecular function: guanylate cyclase activity; protein kinase activity; ATP binding. Lineage: Eukaryota; Metazoa; Chordata; Actinopteri; Syngnathiformes; Syngnathidae. The transcript has 24 exons. The record is from RefSeq and is a predicted model, not a curated record. Gene Ontology annotation, biological process: protein phosphorylation; receptor guanylyl cyclase signaling pathway; cGMP biosynthetic process.
AAUGUUCCCUGUUUGCUGUGGACUGUCUUUUUUUGGAAGCUGAGAGCUAUUCCCUGGAUCCCGACUUCUGUCCCUGUUUGCUGUUUCCUGGUUUCUGUCGUCAUUUGGAACUGAAUUACCUUGAUGACCGACUGGAGGACCACUUCUUCUGAUUGGACAAUUGGGGCACACAAGAGACGGGUGCAGGUGGAGAAGGGUGAAGACUGCUGGCAUGACUUGGACAACACCGAGUACGACUGCUGGCCAAGCCACAACCCCAACGACUACAACAUGAUCAGCUGUGGCGGUCUGGAGAUGGCUUGGGUGCAGCGUCCUCCGGAGAAAAUCAGCAAUGGAGAAGAGUUCAACGUGUCCUACACCGUCACAGCUUCAGACGCCUUCUACGACUACGCCGUCACUAACAACAUCUUCCAGUUCAGGUCAGACGCUCUCGUUGACGCCAUGGAGGCCAAGCGGUUCUGUGAGGAACACCAGUGUCCAUCCAACUGGAAGAACGCCAACGAGAUCAACUGUUGUGUUUAUCACGCCAACAUCCACUCCUGUCCUCUGGGUCUCAUGAAACAAGGCGGCAUCUGUGGCCCGUGGAUUCCUGACGAUGGCGAGAUCGUGACUCACACGGUGUCCAAGGCCGGCACCAUGAGUCAGAAGUAUUGGACGUCAAAGGUGGUUCUGAUCCACGUGGGAGUCACUUCGGUCAUAGCUCACAUCAAAAUAGGAAAAAUGCACGCAGCGUUGGAAUCCAAAGUUCUGGUGGUCAGCGCUCAGGUGUGCGGGGACCACGUCUGCGAGGUGGAGGAGAACUGUCUCAACUGUCCUGCAGACUGUGGCAUGUGUCCCAUGUCCAUCGCCAUCAAGGUGUCCAUCGGGCUUCCCGUCGCUCUUUUCAGCGCCGGCUUCAUCCUGACCAUGGUGUGGUUCCAGUACCAGAAACAGAAGAUGUUUUGGGAUGAAAGCUGGAUCAUUAACUACAAGAAUAUAGCGUUUGGCCGAGUGUGUGGGACAGACUUUGGCAGCACCAACAGCCCCCAGAGAGUGAAGAGAACCUCCAAUGUCAGUCAGCUGACGGACGUCACCAUGUGCACCGGAGUCAACACCUUCUUCAAGCAGGGCUUCAUCCAGCCUGCUAGCUACGAUGGAAGACGUGUUGCCGUCAAGCACAUCCAGAAGAAAAACUUCACUCUCUCCAAAAGCAUCAGGAAGGAAGUGAAAGAGGUCAGGCAACUGGACCACCCCAACCUCUGCAAGUUCAUGGGCGGCUGCAUCGAGGUCCCGUACGUCAGCAUCAUCACGGAGCACUGCCCCAAAGGAAGCCUGGCUGAUGUCCUCCUCAACGAGGACAUUCCCAUCAACUGGGGCUUCAGGCUGUCCUUCGCCACGGACGUUGCCCGGGGGAUGUCUUACCUGCAUCAGCACAAUGUGUUCCACGGAAGACUGCACUCCAGGAACUGUGUCAUUGACGAUCGCUGGGUGUGCAAGGUCUCAGAUUACGGCCUCACGCUCUACCGAAAGGAGGACUUUGAUGCCAUCAGCAACGAGUUCACCUGUGGCGAUGUCAACCGCAUCUACUGCGCUCCAGAGGUCCUGCUAGGGAGUAGCUCCACCAUGACGGCGGCAGCAGACGUCUACAGCUACGCCAUGAUCCUGGUGGAGAUAGCCACUCGCUCAGACCUCAUCUCCGACCAGGGAGAGGGCGGGAGGAUGGACAUCACCUGGCGCCCGCCUUUGCCACAACUCAAACCGGGAAAAACCGACUUGGACUGUCCCAAUCAGGAAGACUACUGGGAGCUGAUUAAGAAGUGUUGGUCUCACAACGUGACCACCAGGCCCACCUUUGAGCAAGUGAAGAAGAUGCUGGACAAGAUGAACCCUCACAAAGUCAGCCCUGUGGACAUGAUGAUGAACCUGAUGGAGAAGUACAGCAAGCAUCUGGAGGCCAUUGUUGCUGAGAGAACACAAGACCUGCUCCAAGAGAAACAGAAGACCGACCUCUUGUUGUACAGCAUGCUACCAAAGCCGGUGGCAGAUGACCUCCGCCAAGGCCGAACCACAGAAGCUCAGAGCUUCUCCAACGCCACCGUCUACUUCAGCGACAUUGUGGGCUUCACCCAGCUGUCAGGCGCCAGCACUCCCUACCAGGUGGUGGACUUCCUCAACCAGCUCUACACCACCUUUGACGACAUCAUCGACAAAUACGACGUCUACAAAGUAGAGACCAUUGGCGAUGCUUACAUGGUGGUGUCGGGGGUGCCCGAGGAAAAUGGCAUCAACCACGCGGGGGAGAUAGCCAGCAUGGCCUUGGACCUGGUUAACGUUUGCCACUCCUUCAAGAUCCCACACAAGCCCCACACGCAGCUGAAGAUCCGUGCAGGCAUCCACUCGGGACCGGUUGUGGCCGGUGUGGUUGGCACCAAGAUGCCGCGUUACUGCCUGUUCGGGGACACCGUCAACACGGCGUCUCGGAUGGAAUCCACCAGUGAAGCUUUAAAGAUCCAGGUGAGCGGCGCCACGGCUGAGCUGCUGCACACGUUGAGAGGAUACCUUCUGACCUGCAGAGGAACACUCAACGUCAAGGGCAAAGGUGAGAUGACAACAUGGUGGCUGGAAGCCAAGAGAGACGAUCACACAGAUCCACUGCUCAGCACGUCGGUGCAGUCCAGAGGCGGUCCUGUGCCGGUUGGCGACUGAAACGGAUGUUUGACACCGUACCAACAUAACAUAACCAAGUGCAAUAACUGAUCUCUUGUCAACUGUGUUUUAGUCAUUGUAGUUUCUGUCUCCAUAUUCUGUGGACUGAUGAGACUCUGCUUCCUAUAAGUGUAUUCUUCUGUGUACGUAUACUUAUGACAAUACUGGGAACAUCUGCACUGGGAUUUCCACUCCAAAUGUCUCAAGUGGUGCCUUCAAAUACCACUCAUUUUGACAGGGCUCGAUCAGAGUUUGGUGGAGUAGCCAUUAAUUGUACUCAAAAAACCUCAAGGAAGAUGUUAAUUUCGAGUAUGUCAGGUUCAAACACUGAUUAUAUUAAACAGACAAGAAGCAAGGAAUCAUGCAGAGACAAGGAGACAUAUUGGGCUGUACACUUAAUUAAAGUUCCAACCUACACUCCAAGGCAGUGGUGCCCAACCACCGCUCGAUUGGUACCGGGCAGCAGAAGAAGUUUUUAUUUAUUCAUUUUUUUUAAUAAAAAUUUUAUUUUGUUAUUAAAACUACAUAAAAAACACAAGAUACACUUACAAUUAGUGCGCCAAACCAAAAAGACCUUUUUC